This is a messenger RNA of Cyanidioschyzon merolae strain 10D, 2994 nucleotides long. RefSeq names its product similar to acylaminoacyl-peptidase. Gene Ontology annotation, biological process: proteolysis. Gene Ontology annotation, molecular function: serine-type endopeptidase activity. The transcript has a single exon. Bases 1 to 2994 code for a protein of 997 amino acids. Lineage: Eukaryota; Rhodophyta; Bangiophyceae; Cyanidiales; Cyanidiaceae. The record is from RefSeq and is a predicted model, not a curated record.
AUGGCUGGCGAGGACCCUAACACUCUGGAAGAAGAGGAACUCGCUGCGAAGAUUUUCGAGAACUUUACUCGAGAAACUUCGACGCCAGUGUCGGCAGCGCUGUCGACGUCCUGGUUCUGGACGCGCGCACCGCCACCCUCGUUGGAGACAGCGGAUACGGCUAGCCAGCCCCGCGAUGCAGCGCUUCAAGCGCCUCCAAAGAGCCCACAGACGCCGUGUCUGCUGGUCACAGUUGAAAUAGAACGGCAGCAAAGAGAGCCGCGCAUCGGACACCAGUACCGAUACACGCACUGGGAACAGUUCCUGAUCAGGGCAAACCAGCCACCUUCCAUACCCGUCAGCGGCUCGAAACGAAACGCCGCUAUGCCUCUCCUCCAGAUCGAGCGAAUAACGCCACCAGCGGCUGCCGCGCAGGAGACGCAACACGUACUCAAAUUUGACUCAGAUGAGGUGGCGUACCGACUGCUCUUUUUUCGCGACAAGGAUAAGGACACGUCCGCCAACACAUCAAAAUCCUCGCCGCAUGCAGCACGUAUAGAAGUUUGGCAGCGCCAGCAGCUCGCGAACGGAAACCCGAGCGCACCACACCUGGUACGCUGCAUCCCGACCGACAGGGUUCAUGGCGACGUCUACAGCGAUGCGCUAUUCGGAGGCUGUGCAUACAGCGCAACACAAAUGGCCUUCUUCUACGUGGCGGAGCAAUUGCAACCAACGCAUCCGAACCCAGCGCUCUCAGAUCAACCACACAUUAAUUCCCUGACAACAAAAACCAGCCCAGAGCAGAACACGCCGUGGCCCAGCUAUUCGGCGUUCCGACAUAUCGACGACUACGGAGAGCAGUUUGUCGGCAAGCGCGCCCCGCGCCUGUACACGCUCGAAGCGCUGCUGCACGCAGCUGCCGAUCAACCGGCGACAUGGCGCGUGCGUGCGCUGCGGAUCACCGGGGCUGCGCCCGCGAUCGCCGAUGCCGAUGCCGCGGAUCCGCAGUGCCGCGGCGAUGUGCUCGUCUGGAUCGCGCGGCAACGGCGCACGGAUGUGCCGCGCGGACACGUGUACUGUACCAAUCGUCCGAGCGUGAUCGUUGUUGCUCUGCUGGAACGUCGUCCAAUCGAGGAAAGUGAAUCUGAUGCAGACGGAUCUGCGCUCGUCGCUCAUGUACAGGUGGUCAUUGGUGCCGAUGCAGACGCGCCCUGGUACUACAGUCGAACGUGUCCACGAUUGCACAGCGAUGCGCUGCUGGUGUGGGCGGAGGCACCCUGCGAUGCACCGCAUUGCACUGCGCACUGGAUCAUAGAGGCGCCGCUGCUGCUCAUCGAUGAACCGAAACGCACGCUUCGCCUUGGUCCAUGUCGUCGCUUUCUGGCUCCGAACGGGGAAACGUGGCCUCGUUUUGGCGAAUGGCCCGGCGGGUUUUAUCCGUUAAAUCCAGCUCGGGUGCUGCUUGAGGGCGCAGACGGAUGCUUUGGCUCCGAAUGGAUUGUGUUGAACGCAGUCGUCGGCAGCCGAGCGCGACCUGUCCUGCUCGAUCGCCGCACUGGAGCGCUCGCGUUCAUCGGUGAGUCUGAGCACGCGUGCUACCAGCGCAUGGAUCAGGUGCUGGCAGUGAAGCGCAGCUGGCUACCGGAGCCUCCUACGGAUGGGGAAGCGCAGCCGCAGCCACAUCCGCAGCGUCUGGCUCUGGACAUCGUGGUCGGUACCAGCAUGACGUUGUUGACGGCGCCGACGAUUGAGCUCGCCGCCCGGCUGAUCAAGGAGGAUGCUGCGGACUCGGGGACUACUCGCACGGUUCAGUGCGUGAGCGAGUGGUGCUUUGCACCCAGCGACCAGUGUCACCGGAUGCAAUGGUGCAACACCGAAGCAAGUCUCGGCACCGUCACGCUGGGUUACGGGGCUGCAAACCAGGCCUACCGCAUUGGUAUCGCGUCGUUGGCGCUGUCAGCGGGCGGCUGGCUCUCGUCUGUGUCGACGAAUCCCCCGGAUCGAUUCGAGGCGAUCGUGGUGGCACCGAACCGGGGCGCGCUGCUUGAUGCGCACGGCCGUGUACCGCUGGUACUGGUGCUGCACGGUGGCCCGCACGCGUGCUACCUGGCAAACGUGUGGAAUCCGGGUGUGGCGGUACUCGCUCGACUGGGUUGCGUGCUGUUGCUGCCGAACUACCGCGGUUCACUGGGACAGGGCGAGGCUCGACUUCGCUCCCUGCUCGGUAAGAUUGGCGAGCAAGACGUUCAAGAAUGUGUAUUGUCCAUGGAAUGCGCACUGGAGAACGCUGAUUUUUGGCGCUGGUUCCGAGGCGAGCACCAGCCACUAGGCGACGGGGGUCGCUCUGACAACGAAAACGACGGCAGCGGCACAAGUUCGGGACGCUGGUACCCCCAGUGGAGCGCUAUUGAUCGCAGGCGCGUCGGUGUUGUCGGCGGGAGUCAUGGGGGUUUCCUGGGGGCGCACCUCAGCGCCGUGCGCCCUUCAGUCGUGCGUGCGGUUGUCCUGCGUAAUCCUGUCGUCGAUAUUGCCACAAUGGUGUCGCAGACGGAUAUUGCAGACUGGUGCUAUCACGAAUGCGGCAUCGAGAUAGGGCUCGAAAGAGGCGUCGAGCGCUCGACGUCCGACAGCAACGACGGCAUUGGAGAUGCAUCUGCGUCGAGUACGCCAGGCAACAUUCAUCGAGUGCCGCAACUCGCCGAGCUGGAACGUAUGCGUUUGUGUUCACCCAUAUCGCAUGCGGAUCGAGUUCGAGCAGCGACCCUGUUGCAGAUCGGUGGACAAGACCAACGCGUCCCGUGUUCGCAGGGUUUUCAAUGGGCACGUGCGAUUCGUACCCAGGCUGAAGCGCUCCGGGUACUCUUCUAUCCACGCAGCAAUCAUGCGAUUGAGGAUUCGCCCAGUUUCGAUGACGCUUGGAUCCAGUGCCUCGCGUGGCUGUUGAAAUUCCUCCCCGCGAGCAAUGCUGAUGAUGCUGAUGAUCAUGUCAGGGGGUCUGCUUCGCGGCCUGCCUAG